AUGACAAACCAUGAAACCAAUCCAAUAUUUCACCGUUGGUUAGAAAAAUCAAUUAAUCAAGAACAUAUUAUAUAUUAUGAAUUUUCAGACUUCAAUAAUUUCCAACCAAUAGGAAAAGGUUCAUUUGGAAGUGUCUUACGUGCUAAUUGGAAAAAUACUGAUACAAUUUUCGCUAUAAAAAAGUUUAAUAACGAUAAAACGACGUUAAAAGGGGUUGUUAACGAGAUAAAAUUACAUAAGAGAGUUGAUUUUCAUGAAAAUAUUUUACGAUUCUAUGGAAUCACAAAAGUAGAAGAAACUGAUGUAACUCGAACAUACUCGCUGGUUUUAGAAUAUGCAGACAGUGGCACAUUAACAACUUACUUAAAUGAACAUUUUAAUGAGCUUGAAUGGAAUGAUAAAUACCAGUUAGCGUUGCAACUAGCCAGCGCAGUAGCAUGUAUGCACGAAUGUGAUAUUAUCCAUUGCGAUCUGCAUGCAGAUAAUAUAUUUAUACACCAGAAAAAGAUAAAACUUGCAGAUUUCGGUUUAUCAAGAAAAAUUUCUUCAUCUAGUAAUCCAUCAAAAAUAUUCGGUGCGAUACCUUAUAUGGAUCCAAAAGCUUUAGAUAAAGGUCUAAAUUACAAAUUGAAUAAAAAAUCUGAUGUAUAUAGCGUCGGAAUUUUAAUUUGGCAAAUUUCAAGUGGAUAUCUACCAUUUUUUUCAAAAUCUACAAAAUGCACCAAUUACGAUGGACGUUUGAUCUUAUCUAUAAUAAAUGGUGGGAGAGAAGAAAUUAUUGAUGGUACUCCUGUCAAAUAUAGCAAUUUAUAUACAGGAUGUUGGAAAUACGAACCAAAUGAACGUCCAAAUAUGCGAAAUGUUGUUUCAGAACUUAAAACAAUGAUUUCUUUUGAACAACGUGAUAAAAUUAUUGAAACUAUUAUUAACGAAGAAGAGGAUAAUCAUUCAUUGGAAAUAUAUACUGAAUCAAACAAAGGAACCAUAGAUUUAAAUAAUGAAUUAAUAUUAUCAAAUAAUGGAUUAAACAUUAAUAAUAUAGAUAUUAAUAAUAACUUAAUUUCACAAAAUCAGAUGAUAAUAGAUACUAAUAAUAAUUCAUCAAUAUCAUUGAUAUCAGUAGAUUCUUUUGAUUCAACAUUUUAUAAAACAAUUGUUGAUAAAUUAAUAAUAGUUAUAAUUAAGAAACAUGAUCAAGGUUAUACUUUUGACAAGAUUCAACGUUUCAUUGAUCAAAAAAUAUCACAAUUAAAUCAAUUAAAUCAAACAGUAGAUAUUCUCAUAAAUUGGCUCAUAAAAAAUCAAUCAAUAAUACAAUAUGUUUGGUUUCUUGGAUUAUUGUAUUAUUACGAAAUUGAAGUAAAUAAAGAUGACAAUAAAGCGUUUGAAUUGUUUUUUAAAGCAGCAAAUGAUAAUUACUCAAUAGCACAAGUUUAUCUUGCCAAAUGUUAUAAUGAUGGAUAUGGAACACAACAAAAUAAAAAUCUAGCAUUCAAUUGGUAUCAAAGAGCUGUAGAAAACAAAAGCAUCAUUGGACAGUUUUAUUUAGGAUACUGUUACGAAUUUAGUAUUGGAACAGAAAAAAAUGAAACCAAAUCUAUUGAGUGGUAUCAAAAAGCAACUAAAAAUGGAAAUGGGACAGCAAAACUUUACCUUGCAAAUUGUUACAAAUUAGGAAACGGACAAAAAAAAGGAAACUCUGAUGCUCAACAUCAACUUGGGAAUUGUUUUUAUUAUGGAAUUGGAACAAUAAUAAAUAAAAAACAAGCCUUUUAUUGGUAUGAAAAAGCAGCUAAUAAUGGAAAUAUUAUCGCAAAAAUUAUUUUUGAACGAUAUUAUAAUAAAAAAAUCAAUCGUAUUAAAAAGGAUAGAGGUACGAAAAUUAAAUUUCAUAAAUUAAUUUAUUUUGAAGGAUUAAGACGGAUUGGGAUUAACAAUUAUUUUGGAACUGGGACAAAACAAAACUAUGAAAAAGCAUUUAAUUAUUUCCAAAGGGCAGCGACAAAUGGAAAUAAAUUUGCACAAUAUGAUUUAGGUAAUUGCUUCAAAAAUGGGGAGGGCGUAACUAAAGAUGAAAGAAAAGCUUUCGAAUUAUAUCAUAAAUCAGCUGAGCAAGGGUGUAAAAAUGCACAAUAUCAGCUUGGUAACUGUUAUAAUGAAGGAAUUGGAAUUGACAUUAAUAAAAUGAACGCGUUUGAGUUAUAUAAAAUUGCUGCUGAAAGAGAAAAUCAUAUUGCAUAUAACAAAGCAGCAGAAAAUGAAGACAAAGAAAUCGAAACUAAGCUUAAUAAAUCAAAAGCACGUAAGACAAGAUUUUCGAGUGGACUUUUAAUUGUCUUAAAUCUCUUUAAUAGGCGAUUGCGAGAUCAAGACAAAGACAUUAGUAUUUUUCAACUAUUAAUUUAUUUAAGCGAACAAAAUUUUCGGUUUGUAUUCAUUUUAUAA
Rhizophagus irregularis DAOM 181602=DAOM 197198 is the source of this 2445-nucleotide messenger RNA. The record is from RefSeq and is a predicted model, not a curated record. NCBI's taxonomy places the organism in Eukaryota, Fungi, Glomeromycota, Glomeromycetes, Glomerales, Glomeraceae.